GAUAUUAUAAUGGAGGGAACCUCAGUGGGACUAGAUCCCAUGGUCAACCUAUGUAUAGAGAACUAGAGAUAUAGAGGUGACUUUUAUAAUUUCCAAUACUCAGAUUCGUGCCUCUACUCAUUCCUUCCUUUGAUUAUUAAUAGUCGCAGCCACCCACCCACCCAGCCACCCACCGCACAAGUCUCCUUCAUCUCUCUUUUAAACACCCUUUGCCUCCCUCAGUCCCUUUAAGCCCAUACCAUAUAUCUUCCCCUCCAUUCCCGUCCUUCCUUACCGUACCAUCCCGCACAAAUGGGUUUUGGUGAUGCUGCUAGUAGCCCUGGCCUUCACCUUGUUCUAGGGUUAGGCAUGACCGCUGCUCCAUCCAAGGCUGACCAUAAUAGCAGGCCAACCAAGAGCUCCUGCAAUUUCUCGCCAACAAGUAGUUGUGAGCCAUCUUUAACCCUGGGUCUUCCGGCCGAGACUCCACAACAAGUCCCGAAAAAGAUUGACGUGAACAAAAGUUGUGAGGAUCCUCUUGAAUUUUCUCGCCAAACAUCACCUCACAGCGCCGUCUCAUCCUUCUCCGGUGGGAGAGUGAAAAGGGAGAGAGAUCUCUGCAACGAUGAGGUCGAGGCGGCGGAGAGGAUUUUUUCCUCGAGAAGGAGCGACCAAGACGAAGACGGAACUAAUGCCAGAAAGAAGCUCAGACUCACCAAAGAACAAUCCGCCUUGCUAGAGGAGAGCUUCAAACAAAAUAGCACUCUCAAUCCUAAGCAGAAGCAAGCUUUAGCCAGGCAGCUAAAUCUGAGGCCAAGACAAGUUGAAGUAUGGUUCCAAAAUCGGCGAGCCAGGACGAAGCUGAAGCAGACGGAGGUGGACUGCGAAUUCUUAAAGAAAUGCUGCGAGACGCUGACGGAUGAAAACAAGAGGCUGCAGAAGGAGGUGCACGAACUGAAGGCGCUGAAGCUUGCCCAACCUCUGUACAUGGCUAUGCCUGCGGCCACCCUGAGCAUGUGCCCGUCUUGUGAGAGGCAGGGCGGUGUCGCCGGCGACGGCGCUUCUAACAAGAACGUCUUCUCAGUGACACCGAAGCCUCAUUUCUACACGCCCUUCCCCAAUCCUUCCGCGGCAUGUUGAUCAUUCCUAGGUUUUGAGGAACAAGCAGAUCAACGACACAAGUAUUCCCCAGGGCCACUGUAUUUUUUGGUUGCGGGAUAUACACGUAGGAAACGGUGUAAUUAGCUAAUACUGUGUAGAGAAAUAGUAACAACAGUUCCGACCCCUUUAUUUUCUUUCAUAUGUUCAUAAAUCUUUAUAGAAGACAUCUAUCGAUCAA
Messenger RNA from Prosopis cineraria, 1318 nucleotides. Its product is annotated as homeobox-leucine zipper protein HAT22-like. Lineage: Eukaryota; Viridiplantae; Streptophyta; Magnoliopsida; Fabales; Fabaceae. Gene Ontology annotation, biological process: regulation of DNA-templated transcription. Bases 292 to 1119 code for a protein of 275 amino acids. The record is from RefSeq and is a predicted model, not a curated record. Gene Ontology annotation, molecular function: DNA-binding transcription factor activity, RNA polymerase II-specific; sequence-specific DNA binding. The transcript has 3 exons.